Molecule: messenger RNA, 1287 nt
Organism: Gekko japonicus
Lineage: Eukaryota; Metazoa; Chordata; Lepidosauria; Squamata; Gekkonidae
Gene: E2F2
Product: E2F transcription factor 2
Exons: 7
Coding region: 1-1287 (428 amino acids)
Biological process (GO): regulation of transcription by RNA polymerase II
Cellular component (GO): RNA polymerase II transcription regulator complex
Molecular function (GO): DNA-binding transcription factor activity, RNA polymerase II-specific; RNA polymerase II cis-regulatory region sequence-specific DNA binding; protein dimerization activity
Source: RefSeq, a predicted model, not a curated record
AUGCUGAGAAUCCCCAAAGUAGGGCCUUCUGCCCCAGGAAGAGGGGGUCCCUCCAUUGCUCCAACGCCUCAGCAGAAGAAAGCCAUACCCGUGAUCACCUCUGCUGAUCUGGCAGCCUCUAACCUUAGUAGUCCUCAGAUGCGGGCCCUCCCGGCUACCUAUUUCACUCAGGUGUACCCCCAGACUGCUGUGGUAGCCCCAUUGCCAAGGGGCAGUUGCUUGUAUGCUACCCCCCAUGGACCUGAAAUCAAAACCAUGCGAUCUGCCUCCACUGGAAAAUUACCGGCCAAGAGGAAGUUGGAUCUAGAAGGGACGGGUCAGCAGUGUAUCCCAGAGUUCCGGACCCCAAAGGGCAAGGGGAGAACAUUGUCCCACAUCCCAAGUCCAAAAACCCCUAAAUCGCCCGGAGAGAAGACCCGCUAUGACACAUCGCUGGGCCUGUUGACGAAGAAGUUCAUUCACUUGCUCAGUGAGUCAGAGGAUGGCGUGCUGGACCUGAACAGGGCCGCGGAGGUGUUGGAUGUCCAGAAGCGACGCAUCUAUGACAUCACCAAUGUCUUGGAGGGGAUCCAGCUCAUUCGGAAGAAAUCCAAGAACAACAUACAGUGGAUGGGGACAGGGAUUUUUGAGGACUCUUCUAUGGCAGCGAGACAGCAGGCAUUGCGGCAGGAGCAGGCAGAGCUUUCCAAGACCGAGAGGAUGCUGGACAAGCUCAUCCAGGAGUGCACACUUCAGCUGAAGCACCUGACAGAAGACGAAACCAAUCAGAAGCUAGCUUAUGUAACGUAUCAGGACAUACGCACCAUCAGCAACUUCAAUGAGCAGACGGUGAUUGUGGUCCGAGCCCCACCAGAGACUCGGCUGGAAGUGCCAGAUCUUUGCGAGGAAAAUGUUCAGCUCCACCUGAAAAGCAGCAAUGGCCCUAUCGAGGUGUACCUGUGCCCUGAGGAAGUCCUGGAGGAGAGCCCUGCUGAAAAGAGUGGCCUCCCAGCCCUGACACACCAGGAUGGUGGCCACGGCUCCAGUCCUCCAACACUGAAAGAACCUGUGAAAACGGAGCUGCCCAGCUGCCUCAUGGAAGGGGAGGACGGCUUCCUGGAGCUGCCCCAGCAUCUUUUGCAGCAGACGGAGGACCAGCUCCCUUCUGCUUCCUACAGCGACACUGGCCCCUUUGUCAGUUUCUCCCCUCCUCUGGACCAAGACGACUACCUGUGGGGGCUAGAGGAGGGCGAGGGGGUGAGCGACUUAUUUGAGGCCUAUGACUUGGGCGACCUGCUAAAAAACUGA